AUGGCUCUAGACUCUCGCCUGAUGCCUUCGGCCGCAUCCUCAUCAUCGUCUUUCUACGAGGGCAGAGUUCAUUCUUCGGCUUCAACGCCUUCACUGCGAUCUCGCGAUGCGGCUUCGUCUAUGCCAGCCAGACUGGACGGUGGAGGAAAUGUCAAGGUGGUUGUCCGAGUGAGAGCUUUUCUCAAGAGAGAGCUUGAACGUCAGGCAAAAUGCCUUGUUGAAAUGGACCCCAUCACUCAGCUCACAACACUCUCCUCACCAGAUGAUGAAGACCCAGAGGCUGCAAAACUAAAGACUCGAAAGAUCAUCGAGGAGAAGAGCUUCACUUUUGACAACUCUUUCUGGAGUCACGACACAAAUGAUAAGCACUAUGCUACCCAGUCAGACGUCUAUAACAGUCUGGGCGAGGACUUCCUCGACCACAACUUUGAGGGCUACCACACAUGUAUCUUUGCCUACGGACAAACUGGUUCCGGAAAGAGUUACACCAUGAUGGGCACCGCCGACCAACCGGGCCUGAUCCCUCGCACAUGUGAGGAUCUCUUCGAGCGCAUCGACGCGGCUCAUAGCGAGAACUCUAACGUUGCCUACAAUGUUCGCGUCUCCUACUUUGAAGUCUACAACGAGCAUGUCCGCGAUCUAUUGGUGCCUGCUCAAACUCACAAGGCGCCCAAUUACCUCAAGAUUCGCGAGUCUCCCACCGAAGGCCCAUACGUCAAGGAUCUCACCGAGGUACCAGUGCGGAAUAUCAACGAGAUUCUCCGCUACAUGAAGUUGGGCGACAACUCUCGUACAGUCGCGAGCACCAAGAUGAACGACACCAGUAGUCGAAGUCACGCCGUCUUUACCAUCAUGCUCAAACAGAUUCACCACGAUAUGGAGACUGAUGAGACAACGGAGAGGAGCUCUCGUAUUCGACUGGUGGACUUGGCUGGUAGCGAAAGAGCGAAAGCCACUGAGGCCACUGGUGCACGACUACGUGAAGGCAGCAACAUCAACAAGUCCCUGACCACUCUUGGGCGAGUCAUUGCUGCUCUGGCAGAUUCCAAGUCAUCGAGGGGUGGAAAGCGGAGAGAUGUCGUCCCAUACCGAGAUUCCAUUCUCACGUGGCUUCUCAAAGACUCACUAGGUGGCAACAGUAAGACAGCAAUGAUUGCCUGCAUUGCCCCCUCAGACUACGAGGAGACCCUAUCGACACUGCGAUAUGCCGAUCAGGCCAAGCGUAUCCGCACCAGGGCCGUUGUCAAUCAGGACCACAUUUCCACAGCUGAGCGAGACGCACAAAUUGCUGCCAUGGCGGAAGAGAUCCGUGUUCUACAGCUUUCCGUUUCCGAUUCUCGACAGCGUGAGAAGAACGCCAAAGAAGCCGAGGAGAAGCUGGAGGAGUACCAAACACAUGUCAAUUCUAUGCAGCGCAUGAUGGAGGAACGCAGCAUGGUGGCCGAAAGCAAGAUCAAGAAACUCCAGACAGAGAAUGAGGCUCUCAGGUUGCAUUUGAAGCUCGCCCUCGAAAGUAUCAAGAACCCAAUUCCCCCCGUUGUUGUCAAGGCGGAUCGCGAGCUCGACGACGAAGACAAGGAAAACGCUUCUGAGUACGGUGAUGAUGAUGAUCAGUACGAUUCAGAGAGCACGGCGUACAACGACGAGUAUGAGUACGAGUUGCAGGAAGAAAUGCAGCAAUAUCUCCAGGACAUGGGCAACCUGAGAAAGCUGAUGAAGACGGAUCUGACCAGGUUUAAGGACGGGGAGAACGUCAGGAUGCCACUCGGAAAGAGGCCAAAUUUUUAA
This is a messenger RNA of Fusarium sp. VM40, 1788 nucleotides long. The record is from the annotation of a GenBank genome assembly. Lineage: Eukaryota; Fungi; Ascomycota; Sordariomycetes; Hypocreales; Nectriaceae.